AUGAUCUCAUCCCUGCUGUUCAUGGCAACAUGCGCCGGCGAGUGUCUCCUGUCUGCGUACAGCUUGGACCUGAUAGCCAUCAUCGGAUGCCGCGUCAGGGGGCUCCUACAAGGGAUAAUCUUCAGAAAGGCCACGCUGUUGCCGUCGGCUGCUUCCCAGCCCACGGGGUACGUGGCUUCACUCCUGAGCGUGGACUGCCUGCAGCUCUGCAACUGCUUUUACACCCUGCCGGUACCUUCGUUCGGUGUCCUGACGCUGCCGCUGCUCUUCUGGAUGUUGUCGCAGAGGGCGGGAGUGGUGCCCGCCAUCUGCUGCGCAGCCUGGGCGAUCGUCACGCUCCUCUCACCACUGGCAUUACUGUACGCACAGCAACGUUUUUGGGACGUGGAAAUCAAAGCUCGGGACGAAAGGCUGAAAUCUUUGACGGAUCUCCUGAGCAACAUCCGUGUGGUAAAAAUGUACGCCUGGGAAGACGCCCUGCAGGAGAACGUGGUCAGAUCGAGGAGAGUGGAGCUCAGAAACCUGCUUGCGAUCAAUGUGCUCAACGCUGCCCUCGACGCUCUGUGCAGCUCCUGCAGCGCUGUGGUAUGGUGA
This is a messenger RNA of Rhipicephalus sanguineus (brown dog tick), 594 nucleotides long. RefSeq names its product multidrug resistance-associated protein 1-like. The record is from RefSeq and is a predicted model, not a curated record. The coding region runs from base 1 to 594 and encodes 197 amino acids. Gene Ontology annotation, cellular component: membrane. NCBI's taxonomy places the organism in Eukaryota, Metazoa, Arthropoda, Arachnida, Ixodida, Ixodidae. Gene Ontology annotation, molecular function: ATP binding; ABC-type transporter activity. The transcript has 3 exons. Gene Ontology annotation, biological process: transmembrane transport.